GGCCGCGGCCAGCGCGGGCACUUCGAAGGCGGCGCCAUGGCGGAGCCAGCCGGGGCCGAGCCCGGUCCCGCUGCCGAGCCCGAGCCCGGUCCCGCUGCCGAGCCCAGCCUGGGGACCGGCCCCCAAGCGAAGCUGGACGUCCUCACCCUGCUCCGCGUGCGGGAGCAGCUGAAGCAGCAGCUGAUGGAGUGCCGAGCCAUAGCCCGCGCCAAUCAAGAAAGUUGCCCUGACCAUGACAUUGAAGAAAUGUCUAUUGUGCGAUACAUAGAAAACUUGGAAAGAGAACUGGAGGAAUUAAAAACCUCCUUCACGAACAAGACAUCAUUCAUGCAAAGGAUCCAGCUUGUGGAUGCCCUGCGAAACAAAAUGACACAAAAUGAUGAGACAAGACAACUGAUUGUGGAAACUAUGAAACACACAGUAAAGCUCAGCCAGGCAAUAAUUGAAUCUCAACAACAAACACGUGAGAUUGAAGAGAAAUUGAAUGACAUUAAAAAGAAAAGACUCAUUCUAAAACAGGCCGAAGAAGACAAACUACUGCAAAUUCGUGCUGUGAUUAAAAAAAAAAAGGAGCUAUCGAGUAUGGAAGUGGGUGAAUUGCUGAAGAGUAUACAUAAAAACCUACAAACUGAAAGAGCGAUGACUACAGUAAUUCAGAAUGUAUUCCAGAAUAUCAUAAUUGGAAGCAGAGUUAACUGGGCAGAAGAUCCAUCUUUGAAGGCAGUUGUUCUACAGCUUGAAAAAAACAUCUCUAUUUGAGUCAGGAAGAUGGACUUUCAUAUUUACAGUGUACAUAGUAUAUAAUCAAUAUUUGUUGCAUCAUAAAAGCUCGGUUUUAUGAAUUUGAAAUUUUGACCUUUCUGGAAGUUCUCUCUACAGGCUCAGAAAUAUGGCCCUGCAACUCAUCAAAGUGAAAUUUUAAUUCCUGGUAAACAACGACCAUUCCAACAAGGAGUGUAGCUGAUGAUCCUAAGUGAAGGGCUAGUUUAUAGCUGUUCAGUACAGAGAACUAAUUUCCCACUGAAGCUCAGCAAUAAGACAAGAAAGAAUAGUAAUUUAUAUAACUUUUCAUGUAAAAGCUUGUCUGGUAUAGGUAUUACUCCAAGGCUCUGCCACUGCUGUUCAGCUCUGCCUUCCCCCCGGUUGUGUCUUCCUGCCUGCUCCACGAGACCCUGCAGUGUCCCAGUAGAAAGCUCAAACUGUAAAACUAAUUGGAAAGUGUGUGUCAGGGGGCUUUUUUCUAAGUCGUUAUAAUGCUAUGUAUAUUUUUAUACCUCGGAAGGUUUAUGCUUUUAACUGUGCGGCUGUGCUACGCGGUGAUGAGCUACGCAGCACGGCAGGUGCAGGGAGCGGAGCGAGCUGUUGGUGCUGCACUCCCGCAGCCCUGGUGAAUGGGGGUGGGUGGUGGUACAGCACGCCAGCCGCAUUCUGCUCCUUUAGACGCCAACAGUCGCAUUUUUAUUAAAUUCCGCCGCGUUGCCCCUACCGCGCUGUGUUCGCUGUGCUAAAUAAAAGACAUAAUUGGGCA
Molecule: messenger RNA, 1528 nt
Organism: Oxyura jamaicensis (ruddy duck)
Lineage: Eukaryota; Metazoa; Chordata; Aves; Anseriformes; Anatidae
Gene: CENPH
Product: centromere protein H
Exons: 9
Coding region: 37-759 (240 amino acids)
Biological process (GO): chromosome segregation; kinetochore assembly; mitotic spindle organization
Cellular component (GO): kinetochore; nucleus
Molecular function (GO): kinetochore binding
Source: RefSeq, a predicted model, not a curated record